AUGGCGUCUGGCUCUCACCCGCUGACACUGCGUGUGGAUUUACAACAGCAGCUUGGAUUGAUGGAUUCAGUCCAAGGACCGAUGACAUUACGUCUAUCUAAUCAUCCGACAUCAUUAAUUGAAUUGCAUGAGACGCUUCAUCGACACUUACUGGAGCGUUUGUCGCAAUUAAAAGAUGAUGAACUCGAUCGUAGUAAAGAUUGGGGCAUGACAAUUGAGGUAUACGAUCAGAAGUUACAGCGAUUUACGCCGCUUGAUGAUCUUUCCCAGUUAGGAGAGCGCCGAUCAAGAGUAAGUAUCACACUCACAAAUGCGAACGCUGUGUUUCCAGAUCAUACGUGUCUAGCACUACCUUCGAGAUCUUUUGGUUCUGAUGUGUCUGUAAGCGACUAUUUUAAAAUUGAUGGAAGAAUGGUGCAUAUUGGAGAAAUUGGUAAUUCUGGUAAAGGUACGGGACUUAUAACGUGGGAUGGAUCGGUGGUGUUGGCGAAAUAUUUAGAACAUGAACGUCGUCGUGAUAUUGCUGGAAGUCGUGUUGUUGAGCUUGGAGCAGGAACAGGGCUAGUGGGUAUUGCUGCAGCCUUACUUGGAGCAAAACAAGUGAUCUUGUCGGAUCUCUCUUAUGUCAUUGAUAAUCUUGCUAAAAACGUAGCGGAGACUAAAAAACUCGCAGAUGCUGUCGGCAAGCCAAUCCAGUGUGAUAUAUUAACUCAAGAGCUCGACUGGUUUAAUCCACCGACAGACUUGAAAGACAUUGACUUCGUCUUGGCAUCUGACGUUGUCUGGAUUGAAUCGCUCAUUCCACCACUCGUCAAGACUUUUGAUACGCUACUGCGCCACUCAAAUGUUAAGACACGAAUUCUUCUGGCGUAUCAGAAGCGUAGUAUCAUAUCGGACCGACUUCUUUUCAGUGAACUUGAGCGCUAUAAUUUAACUAAGACGUGUAUUCCGACUAGCAAGUUAGAUCCCAAUUUCUCCACCGAUCGCAUUGACAUAUGGGAAAUUGAACGAGCGACACCGAACACAUUGGUCGAAUAA
Molecule: messenger RNA, 1038 nt
Organism: Plasmopara halstedii
Lineage: Eukaryota; Oomycota; Peronosporomycetes; Peronosporales; Peronosporaceae
Product: Putative N2,N2-dimethylguanosine tRNA methyltransferase
Exons: 1
Coding region: 1-1038 (345 amino acids)
Source: RefSeq, a predicted model, not a curated record